This is a messenger RNA of Daldinia caldariorum, 2670 nucleotides long. Its product is annotated as CwfJ C-terminus 1-domain-containing protein-like protein. Gene Ontology annotation, cellular component: post-mRNA release spliceosomal complex. The record is from RefSeq and is a predicted model, not a curated record. Gene Ontology annotation, biological process: mRNA splicing, via spliceosome. The transcript has a single exon. NCBI's taxonomy places the organism in Eukaryota, Fungi, Ascomycota, Sordariomycetes, Xylariales, Hypoxylaceae. The coding region runs from base 386 to 2509 and encodes 707 amino acids.
AGUGAGGAUUUGUGGGUCACCAAAGUUGAUGGGAAAAAGAAGUACUCUGGUCGGGGUCAUCUGGCCGAGGGGUUGUGAUGUCCAAAUUGAUAGAAAGAGGGCGCUAAAAAGAUUUCGCCCAACUUUACUAAAAGUUACUUGGCUGACUCAUCUCAUUCCAUGUGACUUUUAAUCAAGCACGAACAAGCCCCGGUUCGAAUUCAGCAGGAAACAACCUAUUUUAAAGUUUGAAGUUUAUCUAACUACGGUUUACGUACCCAGUACUUUCUGACAGAUCCACUUCUAAGAGGUAUCCAUCUCACAAGACCUUUUUGAGUGUCGUCAUAUUCCAUGAUCAGAGCUUAGGCUGGAGCAUCUAGCCAAAACACAUAGCACAUACUCAAAAAUGGACGGUCUAGAUGAAUUUGAAAAAUCCCUCGCCGCAGAGAAAGCUGAGAGAGCGCGCGAAGAGGAAAGGAGACAUAAAAAGCACAGACAUCACCACCGACGAGAUCGGUCAUCCGAACGCGACCGCGAUGGUCACCGCCACGGCCACCGUAGGUCCCAUGACCGUCACGAAGAAGAAAAAGAAGAUGAUGAUGGACACCGACAUAAGCGAUCGCGCCAUUAUUCUAGAGACGACGAGCGUCACCACAGGCGCGAACACCAUGAAGGUGAUAAACGCGAUUCGGACAGACGAGAUCGCCACGUGAAGGCCUCAGACGCGAAAGAAGAUCUCCCAUUGCCCGAUGAAGAGCUAGCUGCCGCGGACUAUACUAGACCAGAAAAAGCCACCUCGAACUUAGUCCGAGAUUCUUGGAUGACAGCACCAUCUGCGCUCGACAUCGAUUAUACCCAGAAGGGUUCCAAACCUUCCAAACCUCCACCGCAACCCAAUCAAGCGUCUCAAAGAGAAAUUCACAAGCGAGAGCUCAAUGCGACAUAUUUGCAGGAAUUGAACAGCGGGAAAUCCAUAGGAGAUCUUGAAUUACCAGCACAGCAUGAAGUCGACUAUACAUUUGGCGACAGCGGAUCACAAUGGAGAAUGACUAAACUAAAUGGAGUCUAUAAUACGGCCGAACAGAUAGGGAGGCCUGUAGAUGAAAUAGCACUGGAGCGGUACGGCAACUUGCGCGACUUUGAUGACGCACGCGAGGAGAAGAUCGAGAUGGACCGUCGCAAAGUAUACGGUGAUGGUUAUGUUGGGAAGGAAAAACCCAGUGGUGAAUUAUUCCAGGAGAGGAAGCUGAAUCAAGGUGUACAUGAGAAGCGAGAAAAGCGAGAACACUCGCCACCGCCCGUAAAUCUGGACCAAGGCACAGUCAUUCCAGAUGAUGCAUCAGCCCAUUCAUCAACUCAGAUUGAUCAGACUACACUUAACCGGCUUAAGGCCCAGAUGAUGAAGGCGAAGCUAAAAAAGGCGCCAGAUGCUGCUAAGCUGGAAGCAGAGUACAACCAAGCAGCAGCAGCAUUUGCAUUAAAGGGCCCUGAAGCAGUUGUUCUUAAUGUUAUGGAAAACCGUAUGCUAGCAGGGACACGCGGCGAAGCCAAAGCUGUCGAAACCAAGCGCGGCCGUGAGCGGGGCAAUGUGGAGCAGAACGACGACAUGACAAUAGAUGAUAUGAUCCGGGAGGAGCGGCGAACAAGAGGGCAGGCCGGAGGAGAAGGCUUACGUCUGGCUGAACGAAUUGCCAAGGACGCCAAGUUUGACGACGAUUUGGAAUACAUGGACGAGAAUGCCGAGAAGCUAGCCAAGCGCGUACAGAAAUCAGAAAUUAAUCUCAAGAAUCAGGCUGUCGGCGAAUUUCAAAGGGUCAACAGGAUUCUAGAUAAAUGCCAGCUCUGCCAUCACGAGGACACCAAUCAACCGCCUAUUGCACCUAUAGUCUCGCUGGCGACGCGUGUAUAUCUAACACUACCUACGGAGCCAGAGUUGAGCGAAGGGGGCGCUGUCAUCGUGCCCGUUCAGCACCGGACUAACCUGCUAGAAUGCGACGAUGACGAAUGGGAAGAGAUUCGCAACUUUAUGAAGUGUCUAACGCGGAUGUAUCAUGAACAAGGUCGGGAGGUGAUUUUCUACGAGAACGCAGCUGCACCUCACAGACACAUGCAUGCUGCCAUGCAAGCGGUACCUAUUCCCUACGACCUAGGAGAUACUGCACCAGCUUUCUUCAAGGAGGCGAUGCUUACGACGGACGAAGAGUGGUCUCAGCACAAGAAGAUUAUCGAUACAGGAAAGCAAGCUCGCGAAGGGCUAGGCAAGCUAGCGUUCAGGAGAUCUAUCGCGAAGGAAAUGCCAUACUUCCACGCAUGGUUUACUCUAGACGGAGGCUUGGGUCACGUAGUAGAGGACUCUAACCGGUGGCCAAGGGGCGAUCUAUUUGCGAGGGAGAUCCUGGGGGGUAUGCUAGACGCAGAACCGGAUGUAAUCAAGAAGCAGGGACGAUGGCAUAAAUCUGAUAAUAGGGUAGAGGGGUUCAGAAAACGGUGGAAGAAGUUCGACUGGACCAGAAUCUUGACUGAUGGAUGAGACCUUUGCGCGCCGGCGUUAUGAGGUUGCCUAUUAAAAACAAUGGGAAUAUGUUGUCUGAUAACAUGUGCAACAAAAGAACAGAAUACCUACAUAGCCUCUAAGGUAUAGAUGAGAAUUUUAAUUGUCUCAGCAAGAAAGUAUUUUCUACGAUUCACAUA